Messenger RNA from Melanotaenia boesemani (Boeseman's rainbowfish), 1919 nucleotides. RefSeq names its product dickkopf-related protein 4-like. Lineage: Eukaryota; Metazoa; Chordata; Actinopteri; Atheriniformes; Melanotaeniidae. Bases 298 to 819 code for a protein of 173 amino acids. The transcript has 3 exons. The record is from RefSeq and is a predicted model, not a curated record.
GUAUCAAACAGCCCGCCUCACCUGAGGCCACGGGGGCUUCCAGGAAGGAAGGUGUCUCUGCCGACUGAUGCGGUCAAGCUUCAAACGCACCUCCAAAACGUCUGAGGCAGACAGCUGAGAGAGGGCGGAUCAGAGGCAGAGGAGGGUAUAAAAACUAACACACCUGAAAGCAGCAACCAGGUGAAGGAACUUCAGAAGCUGCGACCACAAGUUUCACAGAGGAAAUACAGCAACUCUUCCAAUAAGCAGAAAACAGAAAGAAAACUUUGUCUCAGGGUGUGAUCGACGGGUCGGAGGAUGUGGCGCAGCGUCCUGUGUGUGUCUGUGGUCUGUACUCUGGCUCUGGACUCCAACAACAUCAGAUCCUCCAACGAGGCGACGCUGCCGAGCUCCGAGCCACCGAGAGGAGGCUGCAGUAACAGAGCUCAGAGGAAAGCGUCCUCUGCUGUGGACAGACAGCGAGACAGAGAUGUGGACAGGCAGACGGACAGUGUCGGCGUGAACAGGACCAAAGCCCAGGUGACGUGGGGCUGCGUGCGCUCCAGGGAUUGUGGUGCCGGGCACUGCUGCGCCCGCUACCUUAAAACGAAGCGGUGCCAGAGGGUCCCAGUGGAGGGCGAGGCCUGCCAGCUGCAGGGCUCCAAGCGCAGGAGGAACCUGGGCCGCUGCGACUGCGACGCCGGGUUGUCCUGCACUGCCGUGAACCCGGCAGAACCGGGUAAACAAAAGCAUCAGGGGGUGUGCGUGCAGCGACCCGGCCCGGCCCGGAGGACGAGCAGGCACUCCGGGAAGAAGAGGACGGCGGCGCGGAGCUGCUGAAGGACCCACGCCAGCUCGUCAUUUAAACCUGCUUUAGCUUCACGAUACAUCACAUGACCUCCAUCUAGGAAAUGAUCAGAGAGGAGCCCCUGUGGUUCAUAAUGAGGCUCGCAGCCCCUCGGUGGCCUCAGGCACUAAAAGCUAGAGACAAUUGUCCUUCUGUUACUGUAUUUAAUUAAAAACCAUUAAUAAAACUAGACAAAAGUUGACUCUGUGGUCAGCUUCAGACUAACCUCAACCCCUAAAACUGAUUCAUUAAUCUGACAAGAAACCAAAUAUUUACCUGGAAUCAUGCAAAACCACAAAAAAGGAUCAGAGCAGCUCUUCACAAACUGGACACCGACACAUCAGGACUCCGUUAGUCCAGGUUCCACAUCCAGCAGUCUGGUCUCCAGUGGCCAGACCAGUAAAAUAAACAUCUACCAGUACUUUGUCAAGUUGUUUACAGCUAAUGAACUUUUAGGAAAUAGAAAGUUUCUGGAGGAAAAAAAAAAAAAGUUGCCUCAAUUCAUCUUUUGUUCAUGUACAAAGUUUCUGUUCAUCUUAUUUGAUAGAUUUUUUUUUUUAGAAUAUGUUCGAGUCAAACGUUCAGACGAAUUAAACAUUGGGUGUAACUGCAAAGCGUCAAACCUUUUGACUGGUAAUUAUAAAUUUACAUCUAUGUCCAUCCAUGUUCUACACCACUUAUUCAGCUGCAAGCUCACAGGGAAGCUGGACUCUACCCCAGCAACUGCAGGUGGAAGGUAAAUAAACCUGAUCUGUGAGGAAACGCUGAUCCAGGUGAUCCUGUGGCCCUGAAUCUCUUCCCAGGUUCUCCGUACCCUCUGAUGGGCAUCAUAGCCGUUCGCAGAUUGAGGAGAAAAUACAGGAACACACAGAAACACUUCUCUGGAAUUAUCAGCAUCCCAAACAAUCAUUUUCAGACUCCACCCCCCCCAUUUAUUAAAAUGCUCCGACUUUGUUGACCCAGGUCUCCCUGAGCAGCAGGAACAGCAGCGUGCAGUACUGCAGGCUGACCAGCAGAUGUCAGCAGUUCACCUGAAACUUCAGGUCCUGAACAACUAAAUCCUUUACAUCCCAGAACUAAUAAAAGCCAGUCA